This is a messenger RNA of Lagopus leucura (white-tailed ptarmigan), 5355 nucleotides long. RefSeq names its product zinc finger protein 654 (gene ZNF654). Gene Ontology annotation, biological process: regulation of transcription by RNA polymerase II. Gene Ontology annotation, molecular function: DNA-binding transcription factor activity, RNA polymerase II-specific; DNA binding. Bases 2 to 3289 code for a protein of 1095 amino acids. NCBI's taxonomy places the organism in Eukaryota, Metazoa, Chordata, Aves, Galliformes, Phasianidae. The record is from RefSeq and is a predicted model, not a curated record. The transcript is spliced from 9 exons. Gene Ontology annotation, cellular component: nucleus.
CAUGGCGGAAGACGAAAGCGACCAGGAGUCGGAGCGGCUCAGCGAGGAGCUGGAGGCCCUGGCGGCGCCAGGUCCGCCCGCCGGCCUGCCGGCCCUGCUCCACAGCCAGUAUUACUGCCGCCGCUUCUGCCAGGUUGUUGAAGACUAUGCUGGAAGAUGGCAGGUUCCUCUGCCUCAGCUUCAGGUGCUUCAGACAGCUCUCUGUUGUUUCACAUCUGCCUGUGUAUCAUUCCCAGCUGAAUGUGAGCACGUACAAUACGUAUUGAGUAGCCUAGCUUUGAGUUUUUUUGAAUUGCUGCUGUUCUUUGGAAAAGAUGAGUUCUAUGAAGAUCCUUUGAAAGAUAUUUUAGGUUCAAUCCAGGAAUGUCAGAACCUUCUAAAUAAAUACAGAAAUAUAAACCUGGAAUUAGUGACUCGAAUAAUUCGAGAUGGUGGACCUUGGGAGGACCCGAUAUUACAAGCCAUUCUUAAAGCAAAGCCUGUAUCACAGGAGUUAGUUAACAAAUAUUUAAGCUCUGAAAAUCCACUGUUCUUUGAACUGCGUGCCAGAUACCUUAUUGCCUGUGAACGCAUCCCUGAGGCAAUGGCUCUUAUCAAAUCUUGCAUAAAUCAUCCAGAUAUCAGUAAAGAUCUGUAUUUCCAUCAAGCGCUUUUCACCUGUCUUUAUAUGUCACCAUUAGAAGAUCAGCUAUUCCAGGAGCACUUGUUGAGGACUGAUUGCAAGAGUGGAAUUGAGAUCAUCUGCAACACUGAAAAAGAAGGGAAGACUACCUUAGCCUUACAACUAUGUGAAUCGUUCCUAGUCCCACAGCUCCAAAAUGGAGACAUGUAUUGUAUAUGGGACCUGAUCUUCAUUUGGAGUAAACUGCAGCUUAAAUCUAACCCCUCAAAACAAGUAUUUGUUGACCAGUGCUACCAACUUUUAAGGAUUGCUACAAAUGUCAGAGUAAUUUUCCCUUUCAUGAAAGUCAUUAAGGAUGAAGUCGGUGAGGAUGGUCUUCAGGUAUGUGUUGAGAUAUGUGGAUGUGCCCUACAGUUGGACCUCCGUGAAGAUCCCACUAUGAAAAGUCUUAUUUACAAAGCAAUUGCUCACUUUCUGCCGAAUGACUUGGAGAUCCUCAGAAUUUGUGCGCUUUCGAUCUUUUUUCUUGAGCGCACUUUGGAAUCUUACUACACUGUUGAACAUUUAUAUAAAUGUGCAGAUGAAGAAUAUAAUGAAUGCACUAGUUCUGUUCAAAACCGUGUACGUUUUGAAUUGCUUCCUAUUUUGAAAAAAGGUUUGUUUUUUGAUCCUGAGUUUUGGAAUUUCUUGAUGAUCAAGCAGAACUGUUUAGCAUUACUGGAGGAUAAAGCUUUUGCUGGCUUAAGUGAAACUACACUGGAAAACUCUACUGCAAAUGUAGAGAAGAUAACAGAGUAUAGGGCUAUGAGUGAGGAACGUGUCUGUUCAACAGAUGUAAACAAUGGGGAGCUUGACCCUGAAGACCUCUCUGAAGCCCAGUCCAAAAGUAAUGCCAAAAAGAACCAUGAAGCUCUUGAAGCAUCUAAAAUGUUAGAUAAUACUGUACCAAGGCACCGCUGUGUGAUAUGCAACAAGGAAUUCUUUGGUGAUCACAUUGUGAAACAUGCACAAGCUCACCAGAAAAAGGGCAGUUUUUCCUGUGUACUUUGCAACAGAAAAUUCAGGCAAAAAGGACUUAUGCUAAAGCACCUAAGGAAUCAUGUCAGAAAGAUAGAAAGGCAACAUCUUGCUGCAGUUCUUGAGGCCAGUAAGCAGGCUCCGGUUUGUAAUGAACUAGAACGUUUUGAUGUUUGUCCCUCUCUUGAAAAUGGGAGUUCUGUUGGUUCUAAAGAGGAUGAACGAGAGAUUGCAGUAGUUCCAAGUGCAGACAUAGGACAGGAGAAGGCUGAACAGGUAUUCAAUGCAGUGGAAAACCAUCUAAGUGACCAGGAUGAUGUUACUGAAAAUAGUAGUUGUGACAGCUGCUUUAAUAAUGCUCCUGAUGCUUUAAGUACAGAAAGCUUGCCUGAAGAUGAUGAGAACUCCAGUAAAGAGUCACCUAUUUUGCAUAAAGUGAAUGGAGCUUUCUCUCCUCAAAAAUAUUAUGAUGCUAUGGAUCAAGAAGGAAGCUUGAAGUGCCCUGCUAAUGGUUGUGCUAGAGUGUUUAAAAAGAUCCGAUUUCUCAAUAAACACGCAAGAAAAGCUCAUCCAACUGAUUUGAAGGUUCAGCAACAUAUAAUGAAAUGGAAUAAAGGAAAAUGUCGGUUCUGUCAGAGAAAAUUUGCCGAUUCCCAACAUUUUAUAGACCACCUGAAGAGACACGUGUAUCCAAACGUUUACUUUUGUUUACACUUCAAUUGUAAUCAGAGAUUUAAGCUGUCGACUGAGCUAGCAGAGCAUACAAAAAGUCAUAAUGUUUUUAAAGCUCAGUGCAAUUUUGCAGAGUGCUGUGAGCUAUUUGAGGAGCUCCCUUUGCUGUAUGAACAUGAGGCUCAGCAUUACUUAAGUAAAACAUCAGAAUGUUCAGAAGAUGCCAGUGAAAAGGAUUCUUCAGAUGACCCUUCAGAACUUGGUAGUUGCCACGAUGAUGAUGAAUCUGUUAAUGAAAAUGAAACUGUAGAUCUACCAAUUCCAACUUGGAAGUCAAGGAAGGAUUCUACAGAACCAAAGACAUAUAUUCAAAGUAUUGAGAAGAAAGCAAAUAAUGUAAUGCAGAAUGGAAAUGAAAGUUCAUCUGAGGGCACUGCAAUGGUUUUGAUAGACCAAAAGACACCUGUAUUACAGCCAAAUUCUGAAAACUGUAGUGUUAGUGACCAACUGGUCAAUGGGCACAGUGACCCAAAUCAAACACCAUCAAAGUCGUCAGAAACACCUUUGGACAGAGUGGUAGAUGAAACAAGGACAGAGAAUGGGUCGGUGUUAUCAGUUCUACAGAAUUCUCACGAUAUGCCACAGAAUAAUGCUGCUGCCUCGCAACUACCUUCUAAACCAAAUCAGACAACAGAAAACACUUCAUAUGGUGUCAUCUUAACAAAACCAUAUGUUAGACCCUUGCCUCCAAGUUAUCUUGAUGAACGAUACAUUAGCAUGCCAAAACGUAGAAAAAUGUUGACUGAUAAAGUAGAUGCUCAUUCAGAACAAGAUAAAUGUUGUAGUAAAACAACAGAAAGAUUUAGAUGUGGCAACUGCUUGACCAUCUACUGUAAUUCAGAAGCACUUGAGGCUCAUCUUGCACAAAAGAAAUGUCAGACGCUCUUUGGAUUCGACUCAGAUGAUGAAAGUGCCUGAGAUUCAACGUUGUGGGAAAAUGUAUCAAAUGAGCAGUGGUGUAAGAAAACACUACAUGAAGAAGCAGGAGUUUGUUUCCCAGUUGGCCUUAAAUCAUAAAGCAUUCUCAAAUUACUAGAGAAAACAUGACCUUGAUGAAGACAAAGCACAUUUUCUAGGCAGAACUCACAGAGGAAUUAUGGGCGCUCCGCAGCUUUUGAAUCCAGAAAGGUUACUACAAAAUCCCCAAAGUACCAGUUAUCCAAAAAGCCACAUCCAUUCCAAAUACGUGAUUGAAGCUUAGCAGCAUGGUCUUUCUAGCACAAAGGUCUAAGGAAAACAUUGCAUACAGCUGGACAGGCAGAGAAAGCAGAGGCAUUAAUUACCUUAUAGAAAUAAAAACAGCUGGUUCUGUAAGCUGCUUUAGUUAUGAAAUACGGUUAGAAGCUCUUCAUCCACUCAGCUUUGAAGUCGUUCAAGAAUGUGUCACUUUAUGAUGAAGUGUAUAAGAAGUGUACAGAGGAACUAAAUGUUCUUUUUUCAGAGUUUGAGUAUGUGAUUCCAUUAUCUGCUAAAAGGUGUGGAGCUUAUUUAAUAAACUAGUACUUGGAAUCCAAAAAGAGUAAUGCAGAAAGAAAUUAAGAUGGAUGGAAAGCUCUAACAGCAAAAAGAAAACCCAACUCUUGAAGUACAGAGCGCACAAGCAAAAAGUGUAUUGGUGUGAUAUUAAGUUUUGCAAAGCAGAAAUCAAAUGCAUGCAGGAGAAGGCCUUUACAAGUCUGUGGUUAAAAUACAUGUAGGUUGUCCCAUAAAACAUCUGUUUUACAUACAGGAAGGCCAAUACAAACAGUAAAUGCACACGUUCUUUGAAUAUUAACAGAAGCAGAAUGAAACAAAUGCAGAGUGUGCAGAGGGGUAGGCGUGCACUGCAGAGGAGAGUUUAAUUGAUUUUAUGCAAAUACAGGGAUCUUUCAGUUGUUGAUACGACUGAAGAGAACUUGAAAAGUUUUCCUGUUUUUUUGGUUUUUUUUUAAUGUUAUUUCUUUAUUUUUUAAAAAAGAAAUAAUGACAGAUGAAACCAAGGGAUGUGUUUCAAGUUAGGAAAAAGAGCAGGAAGAGCUUAUUUCACACAUGUGGUAUUACCUAAUGGUGGUAGGUCACAACUCAAUAUUGUAAUAAAUUACUUGCUGUCUAAAGAGAGGGAGAAAAUGUGCAUCAACUCAGCCUCAAGAUACAGUACAAACGUAUCUAGCAACAUCUCUUGAGGAGAUAGUCUUUCCCAGAAGUUAGUGAAGGAACUAAAUUAAUGUUAAGCACUUUAUUCAGCAACUGACUGUUCAUAAAAACGAUCACAAAGUUUGUGAUGGUGAGAAUUUUGAGUCUUUCACCUGUCUAGAUCCCAAAGAAAGAUGGGAUGUUUGGAAGCAUAAGAUGGACUGGAUGAUCUUUAUGUUCCAUUCCAAAUCAGUUUAUUUCAUUCUAUGAAACCAAAAAGAUGCUGUUACAGUUUUUGAUCUCCAGAGGUGUGGCAAACAUGCACAUUGUCUAAUUAAUGUGUUAAUUUAUCCUCUAAUAACUGUUUUACAAUAUCUUGCCAUAAAAGUUAUUUUUGAAGUCAUAUUCCGUGUUGUUAGCUGGAAAUAUUUGUGUGAUUAUGCUCACAGAAGGUCCAUUGAUGAAAAAUGCUGUGUACAAAUGAAAUCAGCACAGAAAUGUAGGACAGUGAAGGCCAACUGUUCCUGCUCAGCCAGUUUGCUUCCUGAAUAGCUCAUCACAACAUCUGUAUCACUUAGUAAGAUGAUUGGCUUGCUUACAUUGAGAUGCAUACAAAUUAAUGAGUAAAAAAAAAAAAUGAGGUAAAUGAAAGAUUUGUUCAUUGUAGUGAUGGCUCACACUUGCAAUCUUAAGGGUUUCACUGUAAAAUAAGCUGUUAAAUAGUUCUGGAACUUAAUAGUUCAGUAAUGCCUCUGCUAAUAAUCCUCUGUGAAGUUGCAGAUAUUUGCAUUAAUUCUGCUUCCUUUUUCCUUCCUGAAAGGUAAAAAGAACACAAUCAGUUUUUGGGUUGUUUUUUUUUUUUUUUUUGGUAA